AUGGCAUCACCGACUCUCUCUUCCCUGCCCUCUUCGUCAGCGGCCCAUGCCGUGGCAAGCCUGGCAGCUGCCGCCGCCGCCGCCGCUACCGCUGCAGGAGAGGCAGAAAAGGCCGACCAGGUCGCGGAAGCCUACGAAAACGCCCACGUCCAUGGCGUGUACGAAGCCAUCGCCCCGCACUUCUCGGCCACGCGCUACAAGCCGUGGCCCGCCGUCGCCGAAUUCCUGCGCGCCCAGCCCCCGGGCGCCGUAGGGCUCGAUGUGGGCUGUGGCAACGGCAAGUACCUGGGUGUCAACCCGAGCCUGGUGAUGCUGGGCUCUGACCGCAGCCCCGCGCUCGUCGCGCUUGCGAGGGACCGUGUCCAGUCUCUCGAGCGACCUCUGCCAGUGCUGCCAGGACCACAGCCCGUGGCAGUCGCGCCCACACCCACAGCCCCAGUAGCAGUGGGUACAGACGUUCUCGUGGCUGACGGCCUUUCACUGCCCUUCCGCGACGGCGCUGUCGACUUUGUCAUAUGUGUGGCUGUCGUACACCACUUGUCAACGCGCCCAAGGCGGCAAGACUCUAUACGCCGGCUUUUGGCAUGUGUCAAGGGCAACGGCCAGGCGGCCGGAACAGGCGGCAAAGUCCUCGUGUAUGUCUGGGCUCUGGAGCAAGGGAAUAGCCGGCGCGGGUGGGAAGAAGGCGGAGAGCAGGACUUGCUAGUGCCCUGGGUUCUCAAGAGCCCAAAACCGCAGCAGAAAAAGCAGAAGCAGCCGAAGCAGCGACAAAACGGUGAGCCCCCGCUAACUGAAUCACUACCAUCACCGCCGCCGCCGCCGCCGCCGCCUACUGGGGAGGAUGGUAACGAUGGCAGCAGUGGCGCGAGCCACACCGACCCCGUCUUCCGGCGCUUCUACCACCUCUACCGCCAAGGUGAGCUGGAAGAGGAUGUGCUGGCAGCUGGGGGCGCAGUGGUCGCCAGCGGCUACGAGAAAGACAACUGGUGGACCGUGGCUACCAAUCAAUGA
Lasiosphaeria miniovina is the source of this 1011-nucleotide messenger RNA. RefSeq names its product S-adenosyl-L-methionine-dependent methyltransferase. The record is from RefSeq and is a predicted model, not a curated record. Gene Ontology annotation, biological process: tRNA wobble uridine modification; tRNA methylation. Gene Ontology annotation, cellular component: cytoplasm; nucleus. The transcript is spliced from 3 exons. Gene Ontology annotation, molecular function: tRNA binding; tRNA (5-carboxymethyluridine(34)-5-O)-methyltransferase activity; S-adenosylmethionine-dependent methyltransferase activity. NCBI's taxonomy places the organism in Eukaryota, Fungi, Ascomycota, Sordariomycetes, Sordariales, Lasiosphaeriaceae. Bases 1 to 1011 code for a protein of 336 amino acids.